Molecule: messenger RNA, 1801 nt
Organism: Aspergillus pseudotamarii
Lineage: Eukaryota; Fungi; Ascomycota; Eurotiomycetes; Eurotiales; Aspergillaceae
Product: P-loop containing nucleoside triphosphate hydrolase protein
Exons: 1
Coding region: 340-1425 (361 amino acids)
Biological process (GO): ribosomal subunit export from nucleus; translational initiation; translational termination
Molecular function (GO): ATP hydrolysis activity; ribosomal small subunit binding; ATP binding
Source: RefSeq, a predicted model, not a curated record
GCCGUUGUAAAGCCUCAGUAUGUCGAUCAGAUCCCUAGGGCAGUGAAGGGUCCAGUCCAGAAUGUCGGCGAUCUCAUCAAAGCUCGUGCUCAGAUGGACAACAUGGAGCACAUUCUUGAUGUCCUUGGUUUGUACAACUUACACGCUAGGCUUGUUCUAUCGCUAACCAGGAUUUUUCACAGAGCUUCGCCAAGUUCAAGGACGUGACAUUGGUCAUCUUUCUGGAGGAGAGCUUCAGCGAUUCGCCAUUGGUCUGGUCUGCGUCCAAAAGGCCGAUGUGUAAGACGGAUUUGCCCGAUUUUAUGCUUGUGGCCUUGAUUCUGACGGAGUUAUAGUUACAUGUUUGACGAACCGUCGUCGUAUCUUGAUGUCAAGCAGCGUCUCGCUGCCGCGCGUACAAUCCGAGAGCUUCUGCGACCCGACGACUAUGUUAUCGUUGUUGAGCACGAUCUGGCUGUCCUUGAUUACCUUUCCGAUUUUGUUUGCGUGCUUUACGGAAGGCCUGCAGUUUAUGGUGUGGUCACAUUGCCCUCUUCGGUUCGUGAAGGUAUCAAUAUCUUCUUGGAUGGUCAUAUCCCGACUGAGAACCUUCGAUUCCGAGAGGAAUCUCUCACCUUCCGUCUCGCCGAGGCAGGUGAUGACUUCAUGGUUAACAGAGACCGUGCUUUCAGCUAUCCAAGCAUGGAGAAAACUCUUGGUAACUUCCACUUGAAGAUCGAUGCCGGCAACUUCACAGACUCGGAGAUUGUCGUCAUGAUGGGAGAGAAUGGUACCGGCAAGACCACUUUCUGUAAGAUGCUCGCUGGCGCCGAGAAGCCCGAUAACAAUGUCUCGGUGCCCAAGUUGAACAUCAGCAUGAAGCCUCAGAAGAUUACCCCCAAGUUCCAAGGCACUGUCCGUCAGUUGUUCUUCAAGCGUAUCAAGGCUGCUUUCUUGUCGCCACAGUUCCAGACCGACGUCUACAAGCCCCUUAAGAUCGACGAUUUCAUUGACCAGGAGGUCCAGAACCUGUCUGGUGGUGAAUUGCAGCGUGUUGCUAUCGUCCUGGCUCUCGGAAUCCCCGCCGACAUUUACCUGAUUGACGAGCCUAGUGCUUAUCUCGACUCCGAGCAGCGUAUCGUGGCCGCGAGGGUCAUCAAGCGUUUCAUUAUGCACACCAAAAAGACCGCUUUCAUUGUCGAGCACGAUUUUAUCAUGUCUACUUAUCUUGCUGACAGAGUCAUUGUUUUCGACGGCAAGCCUUCCAUCGAUGCUCACGCCAACGCUCCCGAAUCUCUGGUUACCGGCUGCAACAGUUUCUUGCAGAGCCUGGAUGUUACCUUCCGCCGUGAUCCCAACAGUUACCGCCCUCGUAUCAACAAGUACCAGAGUCAGAUGGACCAGGAACAGAAGUUGAGCGGCAACUACGUAAGUCUCUUUGGCUAGUAUUGCACAUGAAUUUUAUGCUAACAUUUAUCUUCUUUAGUUCUUCCUGGAGGAAGAGAAUUGAAAAGGUUGUCCCAGGGAAGCAUGACCGCGACCGUCAUAGAGAUUAUGAUGAUCGCGACUCCCAUCGGCGGCAAGAUCGACGUCGCGGGAAACGGAGGGACCUUUGGUUAGUGGCGUUUUUCGGCGUUACCAAGGCUUCAACUCAAACUAGGCGGCGCCGUCUUCGUGGUGUGCGCCCUCUUGGUGAUAUGGAUGGUGCUUCGGAGGAGGAAGACGAUGAAGAAGACAACAAUGACUAGGGCCGGUGUUUUACCUGUUCCAGUCCGCUUCGCUGCGUCUAGUUGUCGUCUCUCAUUGUUGUCCUUCUCACACC